UGUCUGCGAUUCAGGCGUAUGCUUUAAAGUCGUCCAACGUCCGUCCAGACGAUUCGAUCUCGAUUUCGCGAUCCCGGUAAGCCAGAAAAGACGAAGGAAGAUGUCCGUCACACUGCACACGACCUUGGGCGAUCUAAAGAUCGAAGUCUUUUGCGAAAGCGUCCCCAAGACAGCAGAGAACUUCCUCGCCCUCUGCGCGUCGCACUACUAUGACGACUCCCCGAUUCACCGCCUGAUCCCCAAGUUCAUGGCCCAGACCGGCGGCCCCGCGAACCCCUCCCCGCCCGACAACCCUAAGGGCGGCCGCUCCAUCUGGGGCGGCACCUUCGAGGACGAGAUCCGGCCCGCGCUGAAGCACUCGGCGCGCGGCGUCGUCUCCAUGGCCAACAAGGGGCCCGGCACCAACGGAUCGCAGUUCUUCGUCCUCUUCGACAAGGCGCCCCACCUGGACGGGCUGAACACUGUGUUCGGCCGCGUCAUCGGCGACGAGGCCAUGGUGACGCUGGAUCGGAUCGAGGCCGUCGAGGUCGACCGGAAGAACCGGCCCAAGGAGCCCAUAAAGAUCGAGAGGGUUACUGUCCACGCGAACCCGCUUGCUGGCUGAGGAGGCCGACCUGAAGACUGUUUAUCUGGGGGAUUACAUGAGUUAAAGGAGACUGAAGGAGCGGCCCCCUUGGACUUUUUCGCCGCUUGCAUGAUACCCACAUGACACAUCUCUGGGCGGGGAAAACAAAAACAAAGUUGGAGCAACGUCGACGAUUUGCCAAGCCAUCACCGGCGAGGGGCGAUGCAAUCGUCAAGCCAUGGUCACAGUAACGUCACCGACUACAGCCCGCCGAUGCUCGCCGGCUCCUGCUUCUCA
This is a messenger RNA of Colletotrichum navitas, 862 nucleotides long. RefSeq names its product cyclophilin type peptidyl-prolyl cis-trans isomerase/CLD. Bases 101 to 604 code for a protein of 167 amino acids. Gene Ontology annotation, molecular function: peptidyl-prolyl cis-trans isomerase activity. The transcript is spliced from 3 exons. Gene Ontology annotation, cellular component: catalytic step 2 spliceosome. The record is from RefSeq and is a predicted model, not a curated record. NCBI's taxonomy places the organism in Eukaryota, Fungi, Ascomycota, Sordariomycetes, Glomerellales, Glomerellaceae. Gene Ontology annotation, biological process: protein peptidyl-prolyl isomerization.